CGCAAUAGUAAAGAGCGGGUGGGACAAGCUGUUUUUGCCUUUCUAUCCCCUCCUCUAGCUCAACUACCUAGACAUAGCCACUCAAGACCUAAAUAUAUCUUUUCUACAUUUAAAGACGAGACUUUCCUGACCAGCGUCGUGUGAGACAAGAGUUUGGGGGUUCUACAGCUUCCUCUUCUCGGGCCUCCCAGGGAAACUGUAAAUACCUCUCCUCCUUAUGCCCGUUAAGAUGCAGUGAGAGUCAUGUUUCCCUUGCCGCCAUAUGUCAUGACAUCUUAAAACCUUCAACCUGAAAGUAGACAGAGGACGUUCAAGAAGGUUGUGACCUCUGAACCCCUAAACCCUGACUUUUGCUGAGACCAGAGUGUGAUCCAUGGCUAUAAAGAGCCUUCUGCACGCUGCUUCCACUUUCAGGAAGCAGCUGAUGAGGGUGAAGGUGGUAAACUCUAACUCCGAGGACUCCCGUCUGUGCCGAUGUCUCAACACCUUUGACCUGGUAGCCCUCGGUGUGGGCAGUACAUUGGGUGCUGGUGUUUAUGUGCUUGCUGGUGCUGUUGCAAGAGAGAAUUCAGGUCCUGCUAUUGUGCUGUCAUUCCUGAUAGCAGCUAUAGCCUCAGUGUUAGCCGGGCUUUGCUACGCUGAGUUUGGAGCCCGUGUUCCCAAAACAGGCUCGGCUUAUCUGUACUCCUAUGUGACUGUAGGGGAGCUGUGGGCCUUCAUCACUGGAUGGAAUCUCAUUCUUUCCUACGUCAUUGGUGCCUCCAGCGUGGCUCGUGCAUGGAGCGCCACCUUUGAUGAGUUGAUAGGGAACCCCAUAGGGCAGUUCUGCAGACAGUACAUGGCCCUGAAUGUACCAGGAGCACUGGCAGAGUAUCCUGACAUAUUUGGUGCUUUCAUCAUAAUUAUUCUUACAAGUCUGCUGGCAUUUGGGGUCAAAGAAUCAGCAAUGGUGAACAAGGUCUUCACUUGUAUCAAUGUCCUAGUCUUGGUGUUCAUGGUGAUCUCUGGAUUCGUCAAAGGCAAUAUUAAAAACUGGCAGCUAGACCCUGAAGAGAUCCUACAUGCAAGUUAUACAACAAACAGCACCAAUGUGACAGACGUCCUGCCAAGCGCAGAGAGUUUAGGAAUCGGCGGCUUCAUGCCAUUUGGAUUCACCGGUGUCCUGUCAGGAGCCGCUACCUGUUUCUAUGGGUUUGUAGGAUUUGACUGCAUUGCUACCACAGGUGAAGAGGUGAAGAACCCCCAGCGAGCCAUUCCUUUUGGUAUCGUAUCCUCAUUGCUCAUCUGCUUUGUGAUCUACUUCAGCGUUUCUGGUGCUCUCACCCUCAUGAUGCCAUACUACCUGCUGGACAGCAACAGCCCUCUGCCUACAGCUUUUAAUUAUGUGGGCUGGGGGGGCGCGAAAUAUGCCGUAGCUGUAGGCUCUCUUUGCGCUCUGUCUACAAGCUUGCUGGGUUGUCUGUACCCUGUUCCUCGUGUGAUCAUGGCUAUGGCUGAUGAUGGGCUGUUAUCAAAGUCCUUGGCCAGGGUCAACUCCUGCACCAAAACCCCACUAAAUGCAACUUUUGUCACUUCCUCUCUGGCAGUUGUCAUGGUGUUAAUGUUCGAGCUGAAGGACCUGGUGGACCUGAUGUCGAUAGGGACGCUGCUAGCCUACACAUUAGUGGCUGCCUGUAUCCUGGUGCUCAGGUACCGGCCCAGCAUGGGUUACCAGAUUGUCAGUAGCCACGAGGAGAUGGAGUUGAAUGAGGGCAACAUCCUGCCCGGUAUGGAAGAGAGGCUCAGCUUCAAAACCUUGCUGUUCCCAGACAACCCCACACCAUCCAAACUGUCAGGCUUCACUGUCAACGUCUGUGUCUUUCUCCUCGGAAUGCUGAUGCUGGCAUUCAGUGUUCUGGCAUCUUAUGGAGAUCUUGCUUCGUGGAACUUGGUAGCUCUCAGCGUCAUCUUCAUGAUGUGUCUUUUCGUGGUCUUCAUCAUCUGGAGACAGCCCCAGAACCACACUAAACUCUCCUUCAAGGUGCCCAUGCUGCCCUUCAUUCCAGUGAUCAGCAUGUUUGUCAAUAUCUACCUGAUGAUGCAGCUUGAAGAACGCACUUGGGUUAAAUUCUCAAUCUGGAUGGCCAUAGGUUUCGCGAUCUACUUCAGCUAUGGUAUCCGUCACAGCACCCUGUCAGCUGCAGCUCAUUCGACUCCGGACACAGAGAUGAUGGGCUUAGGGCUUAACCACAAGUCAGCAUCACCAGAAAAGGAAGCCUUUCUGUCCAAUGGCAUUGAUGUAAGGGAAGAGAAUGAUGGAGAUUUGUAGGAAUUUGCAAAUCUCCAUCAUCAGAUCACGCUGCUUCCAAGACAUGCAUCCUUGAUAGCCAGCAGUCAGUCUGUGUCAGCUCACUGGCAGAACUUUCUUUUAGGGAAGGUAAAGAUAAAUACCUCAUACCUAAAAUUCACAAACUUCUGACUUACUUCUUCAGCUGCAGGGAGAACACAGCCAUAACUGACAUGUUCUGUAUUUUGCAAUAAGGUUCAGAUUGAAGUGCCAAUUAUUACUUGACUAUCAGGAAUUAGGGCUUAUGUUGGAGAUACAGAAUACAUCAUUGUCUUAAA
Molecule: messenger RNA, 2604 nt
Organism: Pundamilia nyererei
Lineage: Eukaryota; Metazoa; Chordata; Actinopteri; Cichliformes; Cichlidae
Gene: slc7a1a
Product: solute carrier family 7 member 1a
Exons: 14
Coding region: 374-2308 (644 amino acids)
Biological process (GO): L-arginine import across plasma membrane; L-ornithine transmembrane transport
Cellular component (GO): plasma membrane
Molecular function (GO): L-arginine transmembrane transporter activity; L-ornithine transmembrane transporter activity; L-lysine transmembrane transporter activity
Source: RefSeq, a predicted model, not a curated record